Messenger RNA from Nycticebus coucang (slow loris), 5110 nucleotides. RefSeq names its product polypeptide N-acetylgalactosaminyltransferase 4 (gene GALNT4). Gene Ontology annotation, cellular component: Golgi apparatus. The record is from RefSeq and is a predicted model, not a curated record. The coding region runs from base 282 to 2030 and encodes 582 amino acids. Lineage: Eukaryota; Metazoa; Chordata; Mammalia; Primates; Lorisidae. The transcript has a single exon.
GCGGAGGGAGGGGUGCUGGCUGGGGAGUUCGUGAAAAGUUGAGGCUAACAGGAGGAAGUGCGGAGAGAGGAGUUGGGCUGUGCCGGAGGCCGAGAAGCGGGAGGUCUCAGGUAAGCCCUGGAAAGCCCAGGUGGCUGCCUCUGCCUCUGAGGGGAACCGCGCGCCUGCAUGAAAGGAAGGACCUGCUGGAAAGUGCACCCUACCUGAGCCCGGAGCUCUGGCUGCCGUUCCGCAGCCCUUCCUGUGCGUAGUGGCUGGGUGGCUGCCUCUGCGCUCUGGCCAUGAGGAUCCGGAUGGCCGUGAGGUGGACUUGGGCAGGCAGGAGCUGCCUGCUACUGGCGACUCUAACAGUGGCCUAUAUCCUGGUGGAGCUCUUGGUCUCCUCUUUCCAUGCUUCCCCAGGAACCGGCCGUGCCAGGGAUUUGGGUUCAAGACGGCUCCCGGAUCACCAGGAACAGGCAGAGGAUUUGUCGCGUCCACUUUAUGAAAAGCCCCCUGCAGAUUACCAUGCCCUUGGGGAGUGGGGGAAAGCCAGCAAACUCCAGCUCAACGAGGGUGAACUGAAGCAGCAAGAAGAACUCAUUGAGAGAUAUGCCAUCAAUAUUUACCUCAGUGACAGGAUUUCCCUGCACCGCCACAUAGAGGACAAAAGAAUGUAUGAGUGUAAAUCCAAGAAGUUCAACUACAGGAGACUUCCCACCACCUCUGUUAUUAUUGCUUUCUAUAAUGAAGCCUGGUCAACUUUGCUCCGCACCAUUCACAGUGUUUUAGAAACUUCUCCUGCGGUCCUUUUGAAGGAGAUCAUCUUGGUGGAUGACUUGAGUGACAGAGUUUAUUUGAAGACACAGCUUGAGACUUACAUCAGUAAUCUUGAGAGAGUUCGCUUGGUUAGAACAAAUAAGCGAGAGGGACUGGUUAGGGCCCGCCUCAUCGGUGCCACUUUUGCCACUGGGGAUGUCCUCACUUUCCUGGAUUGUCACUGUGAGUGUAAUUCUGGUUGGUUGGAACCACUUUUGGAAAGGAUUGGUAGAGAUGAAACAGUAGUUGUUUGCCCUGUUAUAGACACGAUUGAUUGGAAUAAUUUUGAAUUCUACAUGCAAACAGGGGAGCCCAUGAUUGGUGGGUUUGACUGGCGUUUAACCUUUCAGUGGCAUUCUGUCCCCAAACACGAAAGGGACAGGCGGAAAUCAAGAAUUGACCCCAUCAGAUCACCCACCAUGGCUGGAGGACUGUUUGCUGUCAGUAAGAAGUAUUUUCAGUACCUUGGAACGUAUGACACUGGGAUGGAAGUCUGGGGAGGUGAAAACCUGGAGCUGUCUUUUAGGGUGUGGCAGUGUGGUGGCAAAUUGGAGAUCCACCCAUGUUCCCACGUGGGCCACGUGUUCCCCAAGAGGGCACCAUAUGCUCGCCCCAAUUUCCUACAGAAUACUGCUCGGGCAGCAGAAGUCUGGAUGGACGAGUACAAAGAGCAUUUCUACAAUCGAAACCCUCCGGCAAGGAAAGAGACUUAUGGUGAUAUUUCUGAAAGAAAACUAUUACGCCAAAGGCUGAGAUGUAAGAGCUUCGAUUGGUAUUUGAAAACUGUUUUUCCUAAUUUGCACAUUCCAGAGGAUAGGCCAGGCUGGCAUGGGGCUAUUCGCAGUUUGGGGAUCUCUUCUGAAUGUUUAGAUUAUAACUCUCCUGACAACAAUCCCACAGGUGCUAACCUUUCACUGUUUGGAUGCCAUGGUCAAGGAGGCAAUCAAUUCUUUGAAUAUACUUCAAACAAAGAAAUAAGGUUUAAUUCUGUGACGGAGUUAUGUGCAGAGGUUCCAGAGCAAAAGAAUUAUGUGGGAAUGCAGAAUUGUCCUAAAGAUGGGUUGCCUAUUCCAACAAACAUUAUCUGGCAUUUUAAAGAAGAUGGAACCAUUUUUCAUCCACACUCAGGACUGUGUCUUAGUGCUUAUCGGACACCUGAGGGCCGACCCAGUGUACAAAUGAGAACUUGUGAUGCUCUAGAUAAAAAUCAAAUCUGGAGUUUUGAGAAAUAGAAGAGCAAAGCAAUACUUUCAUCAUGAGCUGACGAUAGCUACAGGAAAGUCAAAGAGCCUUCAGAGAACCUCAGUGAAGAUCAUAUUUUAGAAAUCACUUGACCGUCAUCUCUGAGAGCACUGAGAAGCUGUGGUUCUUUCUAGUGUAUUACACUGAAACUGGGUGCAGGGACUGAUGCUGUCUAAUGUUUCAAAGUGCCUUACUUAUGGAUUGCUUUAUUUAAAAGCUUUGUCAAUGAGUCUCUUACUCUGCCUUAAAGAAGUUGACUGUGAAUUGAGAUAUACAAAGCCUUUAAGUGCCAGACUUAACAUUAAAUGUAAUGUAAUGUAAAAGUCAAGCAAAAUGAGGUGUGAUUUAUGUUGAUGGGUAAGUUCGCUGCACAUCCCAUUUUUAUUAAAAUUCAUAAAUGUACAGUUCGAGCUAUUGCUAUUUUGAACACAAAAAAUUUGAAGUUCUUUUAGCCAGCUCGUUAAAUUUUAGGUUUUGUUUAUUUUUUAAUCUAGUAUUCUCUGAUCAAAUGGAAAUCAAAGAAAGUUGAUCUUAAGGAAAAAGGCCUAGUUUUAGGUGUAUGCACCAUGUAUUAAAGGGCAUAAGUUUGAGAUCUUUUUAACAUACAGGCAUCUCAGAAAACAAUACUCAUAUCUAAAUGAAAGGGGGACAUAUUUACAUUCCAUAUUUUGUACACUUGCGCUAUGGACUUAAUCUAUUUUAUAUAUAGAUACCUCAAAUUGCUGUGACCUGUCCUCUCUGUUCACUUGUUUUCUUUGUGUAGGGCAUUUUCUGAUUGCACUUCCUUAAGUUAUGAACAUACUAGAAAGGGACUCUUUCAGAAUGCUAUGGCCCCCUUUGUUAAUGCUCAGUCAUUUAAAGUAAACACAAUUGAGGCCUCUCUGAAGUUAAACCCAACUGUGUUUACUGAAAUGUGUGAAAGUGAAAGUGGGCCAGAUUCACGAAGGCUGGGGAAGUCUUCUACAAGUUCUUGUUGAUCAGUAUAUGUAAGGAUUUAUCUUAAACAUUCAAGGAAAAAAAACAGCCUUGACAGAUGUGAAUACUGCCUUCCAGCUUUCUUUCAGUACCUAGCACUGAGUUUGGCAUCCAGGCAGCUUCUGAUAAGUGGGUAAAUGACUCACUGAAUGAAUAAAAGGCUCAACUGUGGAAUGUGACUUUGGUCAAGUCAUUUAAGAUGUUUGUACCUUAGUUUCCUCAUCUGUAAAAUGUGGGUGCUGGAUUAGAUCUCAAAGAUUCCUUCCAGCUCAGAAAUGUUGGUUGUACAUUAUACCAUUCUCAGUCACUGUGCCAUCUUUACAACACUUUUUAUCUUUUUGCUCUGACAUAGGUAAUGUUGAACAGUUGGGCAAUGUUCAGUCCACUUAGGAAGCUGGAAGAGAGAAAUGGUUUUAAAAAUUAAGUGAACGGAGCUUGACUGAAGUAGUUUAUCUCUGUGGGUUAUGAAAUUUUGGUGUUUGUAGCCAUUUCAUUUUGACAGUUGUCAAACCAACUUUGUUUUUAAAACCUUUAGACUCUAAAAGUAAUAUUUUGACUAAGAAUAUAAAUACUUUCCAGACUAAAUUAUUUGAGAAGUAAACAAGCUUUUUUUUAAAAAAAAAGAAAUGAUUUUUAUUGAUUUUUAUCCUAAUGUUAUAUCCAGAAAUCACAGGCUGGAUUUAAAAUUAAAUUUUAAUGUUUUCACUUUGGUCUAGAUUUAUGAAGAAUUCAUGCUUCAUAAUGAAUUAGUCCAAAAUAUUCAUGAGUACAGUUGUUUUUGGUGUGUACUUCAUGACUUGGAGAGGAGGAAUUUUGUAAAAUAUGAAUUAAAAAAAUGGUGUAGGAUAACCAUUUCAAAAAUUGAAAUUGCUAUGCAAUCUUGAAUAUUUUGUUUCUCUUUUGCCUCUUAAAAUGAAAAUGUGUUCAUUUAUUUUGUAAGUUAUUCAGCGACCUUAAAAUUUAUCCAAGAGUUGUCCAGAUUCUGCAUACAGUGCAUUUGGCCCUGGGUUUAAUUUAAGAAGGAUUUAUAAUAAUGCUCUGGAUUUUUCAAAAGAGAUCUCCUAAACCUACCUACUCCCUUUGACCAGUCAGUUGUUUUUAAAAAUGUUGUAGUUUUUACUUAUUGUUUUAUUUUCUCUUUUUAUUUAUUUUUUUGUUGUUCUUAUUAGCACUCUGUCACAUGGGAGAACUAAAAUUGACAUAUUCUGGAAUUACUGGAGUUAUUUUUAUUUUAGUAUCUUGAUGCUCCUAUCGAAAGGGAACAGAGACUUUCAAAAGUAAAGUACUAAAUUCUUUAUUUACCUUUUACUCUAAGUUGCUGAGUAUGACUUAAUAAUCUUUUAGGAAGAAAUUUUAGGCUGGUGUUUUAUUUACAUCAAUAAUUCAGAACAGUUAGGCUGUUCAUUCUUGAAAAAGUGUAUGUAACAGAACAAUGAAACUUUCACAUUUUUAUAAAUAGGCCAUUCCAAUUUAAUUCCAAAAACAUACCUUAAUGCUAUAAACAAAAUAUAUUUUGAUUCUCAAAUUUUAAUUAAUACCAAAGUUCUCUUUUGCUGUAGACAAUUAAGACUUGAUCUCUUAAGUUAAUUUACAUGCUUAGUAACAGUUAUAGGAAAGUAUUUUGUGGGCAAGGAGUUUCAGUUCACUAUGUCCUUCAAUGUCCAAUUCUAUGAAUCAAUUAGUAUCUAAAUAAGCAUAUUUAGCAGUUUUUAAAAAAUGAUAAUUUAGUCAUCAGAAGGAUUUCUUUAAAUGAAAAUAACUUGUUUGUAAAAACGAAUUUGUUUACUCACUGCAGUAGACUUUUGUGUAUUCAUUAUGCGUUGUGGAAUCAAGCUUUUCUAAGUUGAAGAUGAGAUUAUUUUAAGUUAUGUAGCUAGUGGGUUUAGGAUCUUGAUUUUAAUUAAUGAAGUGUUUAGUUUUGACUUGUCCUUUUGAAUUGCUGUUUUAAUAGUAUUUUUAAAUGAGCACCAAGAAUGUUGAGUUCAAAUUAACCUCUUGAAUUUUUUUCUGUGUAAUGAGUGGUUUCCAUUUUUUUUUUCUGUUAAUGUGUUUGCAAGGUCAAUUAAGACAUAUAAAAUAAAAUGUGUGUCUGAUU